Molecule: messenger RNA, 744 nt
Organism: Paraglomus brasilianum
Lineage: Eukaryota; Fungi; Glomeromycota; Glomeromycetes; Paraglomerales; Paraglomeraceae
Source: the annotation of a GenBank genome assembly
AUGGUUGCAAGGCUUGCUAAGCUUGUCCCCAUUGAUCCGUCACGUAUAACCACCAACAGACGCAACCAACCUGACCCUAAGGCACCGGCUCAUCAAAUAUUGUUGUCGGUCACUCUCAAGUCAAGUGACGAUCGGUCACAGAGAACAGUACAGCAGAUUAUUGAUGAUCUUGAUGAUUUAGUUAGGAAUAAAGGUUAUAAUUCGUUUUCACUGGAGUAUCCUACUAGUUGUCUAGAUGAAACAUAUGGAUUUUUACCUGUUGCCAAUUUGUGGGCAACUUACGAAAUUAAACUAAUUGGAUUGUUUGUUGGCCUCCUGAUAUUAGCAAUAAUAUACUUUUUCGCAAGAUGGAAGCAUCCAGAGGGUCAAAAUUUUGUUGUUGUAAAACUUGUAUUAAUAGUCACAGAUUUGAGUCUCGAUAUAGCAUUCGUACUCUUAAGCGCAAGGAACGUUCCGCAAAUACUUAAACCAAGUAUAAUCUUUUUAAUAGUUCCUAUUAUCUUCAAUUCUGGCCUGGCAUUCUCAAUUUUAAUGAAUGAAAUAAGGAAAACUGAUUUUCAAGAGUGGUUUGUCUGGCAGAGCACCACCCCAGACACGGAUGUAGAUAUAAUCGGGUGCGAAGUGGCUGUCGGCGGGGUAGGACACUUAUAUCGUAUGGGUCUCGAAAACAACGCUACUACUACUGCUGCUGAUUACGUAAAAGUGGCAUUCCUAUCUACUGGUUCUGUAACUGAUACAACGUGA